GUAGCGUGUUAGUUCUAAUUAAUACGGUGUUAGUUAGCCUUCGCAGCUCAUGUUUGUUUUAAUUUCAACUCAAACAUGAUGUGUUUGCAGCACUCACUCUAUGGCUUGGAGGUGAACAAUUACGAGCUUUAUUUGAACUUCAUUGACAAAUAUACCGCAUUCCGCAUAGAGCAUCUCUUGAUCCCUUUGGUCAGGGACGACCAUUGGCAUCUUGUAGAAGUUGACCUUAAAGAUAAAGUCGUCAAGCAUUACAGCUCCGCUGGGCACGAAGCUUGGAUGGAGCCUGUUAAUAAAAUCAUAAAAUUCUUUGAUGCCCAUCAUGCUGAUUUUAUUGAAGAUAAUGUGCGCCAAAUAUUUAGAUAUCAAGCCAUCAAAUGCGAGCAACAAAGAGGACGCUUUGACUGUGGUGUGUUCGUCUACCUCUUUGUAAAAUCCAUAAUUGAAGGACGAUCAACAUUGCUGGUUAAUCCUCCGAACGAUAUCCCUGAAGCUAUGCGAGCAAGACUUGCCGCACAAUUAUUACUGGCUGGUUUUGAACAAAGACAUAAAGAAGAAACAGUGUACAGUGAUGAAUGAUAUGUUCAUACAAAUACAAUAAUGUAUGUAUAUUUAAGUAAUUGAAAAUGAUUGUU
Asparagus officinalis (garden asparagus) is the source of this 632-nucleotide messenger RNA. RefSeq lists its product as uncharacterized. The record is from RefSeq and is a predicted model, not a curated record. The coding region runs from base 76 to 576 and encodes 166 amino acids. NCBI's taxonomy places the organism in Eukaryota, Viridiplantae, Streptophyta, Magnoliopsida, Asparagales, Asparagaceae. Gene Ontology annotation, biological process: proteolysis. The transcript has 2 exons. Gene Ontology annotation, molecular function: cysteine-type peptidase activity.